Molecule: messenger RNA, 1103 nt
Organism: Prorocentrum cordatum
Lineage: Eukaryota; Dinophyceae; Prorocentrales; Prorocentraceae
Source: the annotation of a GenBank genome assembly
CGGGGAAAACGGGGGGCUGGUCCCGACACCCCCCCUUUGGGUGAUCCAACGGCGCGCCCUCGGUAAAUCGGCCAAUCGGGCCCAGGCCACGCCAGUGGGGAUAGGGAUUGGUGAAAUGAUGUUCAGGACAUCAACAGCCAGACGCCGCUCUUCUACGCCAUCCGCGAGGGGGACGUCGACGCCUGCGCCUACCUGAUACGGCAAAGGUGCGACCCGGACCAGACCGACUACCUCCACCAGUCGCCCUUGUUCUACGCCGCGAGCAGGGGCCACACGGAGUGCGUGGACAUGUUGCUGGCGCAGCGUUGCGAGCACGAGCGGGUGGACGAGAACGGGCAGACCCCGCUGUUCUGGGCGGCCAGCCGGGGCUGCAUCGAGAGCAUGCUGCGCGCCCGGUGCGACGUCAACCGGCGGGACGCCCUGGGGGACACGCCGGUCUUCUUCGCCGUCCAGAGUGCCCGGGGGAAGACCGCAUCGCACAGCGGCGCGGUGGAGCGGAUCCGGCUGUUGGUGAGCCACAGGGCGGACGUCCAGCUCGCCAACAACAAGGGCGAGACGUGCCUCUUCGUGGCGGCGAAGUGCGGGCUGCCCGAGAUGUGCCGGUUGCUGACGGACGAGAUGCGCCUGGACCCUGGGCGCUGCGACCGGACCGGCAGCACCGCGCUCCAGGUGGCCAAGAACCCCCUCACAGCCGCCGAGCUGCAGAAGGCGGUGUGCAAGCUGGCCGCGGAGCGUACCGUGGGCGAGAACCGGGAGGUGGAGGGCCUGGCCGCAAAGCUCUACAUCGCCGUGCAGUCCGGGACCCUGGAGGAGACGGCCAGCCUCCUGAAGGCGAAGGCCCAGCCCUCCUCGGUGGUGGUCACCGGCGGGGAGAACCUCGGCUUCCACGCCGCGGCGCGCGAGAGUGGCGCGCUUGACAUGCUGCAGCUGCUGGUCGCCCGCAAGCUGGACCCCACAGUGGUGAAUACGCGCUUGCACCAGACGCCCCUCUUCUUCGCGGUGCGCCCUGGGCCCCGCGCCGGGGGCCUCGAGUGCGCCAAGUAUCUGAUGCAGCUCCGGUGCCAGCCCAACCACUCCGACUUGCCUGGAGCUCGGCAGAGCAG